Messenger RNA from Conger conger (European conger), 1765 nucleotides. It is a transcript of the gene aaas, whose product is annotated as achalasia, adrenocortical insufficiency, alacrimia. Gene Ontology annotation, molecular function: protein binding. Gene Ontology annotation, cellular component: nuclear pore. NCBI's taxonomy places the organism in Eukaryota, Metazoa, Chordata, Actinopteri, Anguilliformes, Congridae. Gene Ontology annotation, biological process: nucleocytoplasmic transport. The record is from RefSeq and is a predicted model, not a curated record.
AUGUGCUCGUUGGCGCUGUUUCCCCCGCUGCCCGACGGACAGGUCACAUUGUACGAGUCCAAUAACGAGCUGGUAGCCGGAACCUCCCUGGACUGCUGCCCGAAGCAGGAAUGACCCCCAAGCCUUCUCUUCCGGCGAGAUGCUCUGAAGUCUCACACACCUGAGAGCAGCAGCAAGGCCGCCUUCCUGGACCAUAAAGACACACUGUGGAUGAGGAGCGCUGCAGCCUGGCGAGAUGCUGGGCUCUCUGGGCUGUUUGAGGAGAUCGCAAACUCCAGCGAGGGAGAGGUCCCCAGGUGGCUGACUGUUGGCUCAGGCUGUGCUCUGGCUGUUCUGCGCUGGGCCUCAUCCUUCCAUGGGUCUCUGUUCCCCCACCUCACGUUGAGCAGCGAGGACAUGGUUGCUGAAUUCUCCCAGGUGCUGGACUGGUCAGACUGUGCGGUCCGGGGGUUCGCCUGGCACCCACACACCGAUAAGUUUGCAGUGGCUCUGCUCGACGACUCCAUCCGGAUCUACAACUCUAAGAGUGCUACCUGUCCCACUCUGAAGCACAGGUUGCAGCGCAGUGUAGCCGCUCUUCAGUGGAAGCCCCUGUGUGCUGCCGCCCUCGCUGUCGCCUGUCACAACUGCCUGCUGAUCUGGAGCGUGGAGCCCACCUCCCUCUCCACCAGGCCUUCCUCUGGCUGUGCCCAGGUGUUGUCCCACCCAGGCCACUCCCCGGUCACCUCCAUCUCCUGGGCCCCCAGCGGGUCUGUGCUCAUCUCCGCCUCCCCUGUCGACACGUCCAUGAUGGUGUGGGAUGUUGCCGCGGAGACCUGCGUUCCCCUGCUGCGUGUGGGCGGGGGCGGGGUUACCUUCCUGUCCUGGUCGCCAGACGGCAGCCGUGUUCUGGCUGCCACGCCCUCCGCCCUGUUCAGGGUCUGGGAGACGAGGAUGUGGACCUGUGAGAGAUGGCCGUGUUUGAAAGGCCGCUGUCAGACUGGCUGCUGGAGUCCGGACGGUCGGCACCUGCUGUUCUCUGUAAAGGGGGAGAUGCUGAUCUACGCCCUGACCUUCACUGACACGCCAGGCGAGCCCCUGGGCAGUUCGGGCGGGGCCACAGCAGCUGCCAUCGUGGCCGACCUAUCAGUGACGAGCUUCCAGACAGCGCAGGGAGAGGCCAGGGCUGGUGGAGAGGUGCAGUCCCUUGUCUGGGAUCCUCGAGGGGAGAGACUGGCAGUGCUUCUGAAAGGUGACGCAGACACGCCUGCACGCCCUGCAGUGAUCGCCGUGUUCAAGACUCGCUCCAGCCCUGUGUUUGAGCUCCUGCCCUGUGGUUUUGUUCAGGGCGAGGCGGGGGCGGAGCCCAGGUUGAUCCAGUUCCACCCCAGCUUCUCAAACGGAGCCCUGCUCACAGUGUGCUGGUCGAAUGGGCGCAUCUCCCACACGCCCUUCUACUUCCAGAGCGCGCUGGGGCCUCGCGUGGGGGGCAGCCCCCCCCUCCCUCUGGGCACCAUGGAGAACGGGGACCGGCCUCUCUUCUCUGACCUCUGCUCCUGACCCCCACCCCCCCCCCUUCUCUGACCUUUGACCUCUGCUCACAAACAGACUGACGGACAGACACACUGACCACACAAACAGAGUGACGGACAGACACACUGACCACAUAAACAGACUGACGGACAGACACACUGACCACACAAACAGACUGACGGACAGACUGACUCUUGUUUGAAAAUAAAGUCUCUUUUUGUGUAAAGUUCAUAAAUAAAAUGGUUCUUCUCUU